UAUGGAUUCCUGCAAAAUGAUUUUUUUUGUUUUGAUCGUGUGCUGUUGUAUUGACAUUUGCAGUUCUGUCACAAAUGACGAUUUUAAAGAAGAGUUAUUAAUUAAACCCCUCCCUAGUGGGCAUACGUAUUUUCAUUUUCAAUUCACAACUUUGUGGAAUUCAUCGAUUGAAAAUCCACAAGAGUUUAAUCACUACCGAUUGUUUCCUAAAUCACUGGGAGAUGUUUUGUCAACGUACAAAGUACAAGAACUUCACCUGUCCCAGACUCAAGGUCUGUGGCAUUAUGAGAAGUGGGGCUACCCUGUGGAAGACGCCCCGUCCGGUGCUGAACUGUGGGUGUGGUUUCAGCCCACUGUUGCCAAUGUGGAUCAGACAUGGUCUAAUUUGGUGAACGCUGUCUCAGGUUUGUUUUGCACGUCUCUCAACUUCCUCGACAGUAAGCUGACAAUCUCGCCUCGUUGGUCGUUCAGACCUCGUGGACUCGCGCCGGAAGGUUACUCCGCUUCGUCUCACUUUGUGCGGUACGGAGCUCUUCCAGGUGAAGUGGUCUGCACGGAAAAUCUCACGCCAUGGACAAAGUUACUGCCUUGUCACACAAAGGUUGGACUUUCUACAUUGUUCAAUGCCAUUAAGUUGUAUGAUGCUGAUUACCACUCACUAGCGGUGCAUACAAGGCCCGUUUGUCAAGGAAUUGGCUGUUCCCACACCGCUAUGGAACUGAGUCUGUCAUUGGCUGUCGUGUUUGACACCAGCACGUCUGGCUAUGGUCUUCAGCCCUGGUCCAUCAAGAAGUUGUUUGGUAAUGUUCUCACAACCCAGUGCCCACUGAGCAGCUCCAGCAAAGUGUUUUUUGAUAUCACAUCACAAAAUGAGACACGUUUUACCGUGCUGCCUCAGUCUGACAUGGUACGACAAGUGAUGCGAGGUGGAGAUGAGAGAACGUACAAUGUUUACGACAUAGGGAAACAAACUGCAGGUGGCCGCGUGUUGAAUAUUGCUGUGAAGACCACCCAGAAGAGUGUGUACACUGAUAUCAGCCCACCACCGGUUUACGCACAGAGAUACAUCACAGGCUAUGGAUUAGAGAGGGGAGGGGUGACUUGUUUGAUAUACAAUUCUCUGUCAGAGGACAUGAGUGUUAUCUACAUGGACACGCUACCAUGGUACAUGAGAGUAUUCUUCAAGUCGCUUGUCAUCGAAAACGCUGGGACUGCGAUCAAACCAUUUAAAAUCCAUUACAUCCCAGGGAAAGACAGAAGCAGACCAUACCAGUUUGAACUAGUUUUCCGACUGAAGGCUAAUUCUAUCACAAAAAUCAGUUUUGAGUUCCAGCGAGCAUUUCUGAAAUGGACUGAAUACCCUCCUGACGCUAACCAUGGGUUUGCCGUUAACUCCGCGGUCAUCUCCAUGAUGUUACCGACUGCUAAAAACUACACUGCGACACCCCAGUACUCUGCUAUACUGGAAUCUAGCAUGACUGACAAAUCAGAGAGGUUUUUUCUACGCAUCCACACAGAGUCUCUGUUGGUUUCACUGCCGACACCAGACUUCAGCAUGCCAUACAAUGUGAUCUGCUUGGCAUGUACGGUCGUUGCCAUAGCGUUUGGAUCAAUACACAAUCUCACCACACGCAAAUUCGGGGUCUUGGAUCCCACCAAGAAAAAAGGACUUCUAGGCAGAAUAAAAAGUUUCUUCAGAAGGGGAGACAAAUCUUCAUCAGAAGAUUCUAGUGUGGAAGAUAAAGAAAAGACACAUAUGAAGCAAGAAGAUGAAGACAAAGUACAUAAUAAAUCACUGCAGGAUAUAAAAAAGGAAAAGUCGUCAUAAUAGUAGGAAACAUUAGAAAUGUUUUGUUUAUUUCAUUUUCAAAUUUGUAAACCUCACUGAUCAAACAGUCGUGGACGUUUUAACCCGUGGAAAUGGACACUAGUUUGGUUAGUCAACCAACCUGUAACACAUUUAAGUAAAGUUACCAUAAAGUGAAAGGAGUCUGUGACAUUGUAAGAGGAAAAUACUGAACUAGAACUAGUCUCUACAAACCUGUAACACAUUUAAGUAACGUUACCAUAAAGUGAAAGGAGUCUGUGACAUUGUAAGAGGAAAAUACUGAACUAGAACUAGUCUCUACAAACCUGUAACACAUUUAAGUAACGUUACCAUAAAGUGAAAGGAGUCUGUGACAUUGUAAGAGGAAAAUACUGAACUAGAACUAGUCUCUACAAACCUGUAACACAUUUAAGUAACGUUACCAUAAAGUGAAAGGAGUCUGUGACAUUGUAAGAGGAAAAUACUGAACUAGAACUAGUCUCUACAAACCUGUAACACAUUUAAGUAACGUUACCAUAAAGUGAAAGGAGUCUGUGACAUUGUAAGAGGAAAAUACUGAACUAGAACUAGUCUCUACAAACCUGUAACACAUUUAAGUAACGUUACCAUAAAGUGAAAGGAGUCUGUGACAUUGUAAGAGGAAAAUACUGAACUAGAACUAGUCUCUACAAACCUGUAACACAUUUAAGUAACGUUACCAUAAAGUGAAAGGAGUCUGUGACAUCGUAACAGGAAAAUACUGUUAAAAAUAGACUAGGACUGUCUCCAUAACUGUUACUUCUCAAAAAUGCAUUUCGUGGUAUUAGAUACACCGGGAUAACCAGAAAGACCUAUGACGUAUGGAAUUUGAUCGUCUAUAAAAGAAAAUCUUAGUAAUCUUUGACUUCAAUCAUCAAAAACAUCUCUCAUACUGAGACUAAAGAGCAUGCCCAUCGGUGGGCCUACUGGGCUAUUUCUCGUCCCAGCCAGUGUACUAUGACUGGUAUAUCAAAGGCUGUGGUAUGUGCUAUCCUGUCUGUGGGAUGGUGCAUAUAAAAGAUCUC
Messenger RNA from Gigantopelta aegis, 2871 nucleotides. Its product is annotated as GPI transamidase component PIG-T-like. The record is from RefSeq and is a predicted model, not a curated record. Gene Ontology annotation, biological process: attachment of GPI anchor to protein. NCBI's taxonomy places the organism in Eukaryota, Metazoa, Mollusca, Gastropoda, Neomphalida, Peltospiridae. Gene Ontology annotation, cellular component: GPI-anchor transamidase complex. The coding region runs from base 2 to 1828 and encodes 608 amino acids. The transcript has 10 exons.